AAAAAGCACUGUUACAGCAGAGAAAUAAUCAACCAAAAACAACGAAUAAACGAAUAUUAGAUGAAUGGGAUCAUGGAUGAGUUCGAAAGUCCGACAUCAUUUAUGUUCAUAAACCUAGGCCUGUGUGAAGUAAAGAGUCCUACAUCAUUCUUGUUCAUAAACCUAGGCCUAUGUAAAGUAACGAGUCCUAUCAUUCAUGUUAAUCCAUGUAUGCAAAUAGAGGACACACUCAUGGUGUUGCUUUAACGGAUCUCCACAUAUUUUUUCUUAUUUUGUACACUGUAUCAUCUUCGAUACAUGCCAAGCGUUGGCCGUGCUGCUUUAUUUCAGAGGUAAUUUUCCUCCGGUGUCGUGUCGGUCCUCCGGUGUUGGUCCCCUGCUGGUGGUGCGGGACGUGGGUCCGCUGAUCAUUCCUUAUGCCCCGUCAGUCGUGAUGUCUGAGCCCACUCCCCCGCACGGCCUCCGUGAGUCCCGAAGGGAAGAGCAGAGGAAUGGCUCUUGGGCGAAACCAGCCCCUGAAGAGAGAGAGGCCUAAAUGGAAGAGUGACUACCCCAUGACUGAGGGCCAGCUGCGGAGCAAGAGGGAUGAGUUCUGGGACACGGCGCCCGCCUUCGAGGGCCGGAAGGAGAUCUGGGAUGCACUGCGGGCCGCAGCCAGUGCUUUCGAGAGCGGCGACCACAUGCUGGCCCAGGCCAUCCUGGACGGAGCCAGCAUCACCCUGCCCCAUGGGGCCCUGACGGAGUGUUACGACGAGCUGGGGAACCGCUACCAGCUGCCCGUCUACUGCCUCUGCCCCCCCGUCAACAUGAUCGAGGAGCACUCCGACGAGCCCGACGGCUCCGACCCGGACUCGGGCGCGGCCGACCCGUCGGGCGCGACCCCGGCCCCGGGAGGGGAGCGCCUCCUCAGACUGCGUCUCUCCACGGGCCGCGACCUGCGGCUGGCGGUGCGCUCGGCCGACACAGUGGGGGCCAUGAAGCGCCGCCUGCAGGCGGUGGAGGGCGUGGCGCCGGCCGCCCAGCGCUGGUUCUUCUCCGGGCGGCCCCUGACGGACCGCCUGCGGCUGGACCAGCUCAACGUGUCCCGGGACUAUGUGGUGCAGGUGAUCAUCAGCCAGCCCCCCGCGCCGGACACGCCGCCGCUCGGACACGGACAGGCGGCGGGGGAGGGGCCGUGCACGGAGCCGGAGGACCACCGCCCCACCGCCAGCCCCGCUGACUAUUAGCCAGGGGGGGGACCCGGAGACACGUUUGACUGGACCUGAGAUGGAGCCGGAGGAGAGACGGG
Molecule: messenger RNA, 1288 nt
Organism: Gadus chalcogrammus (walleye pollock)
Lineage: Eukaryota; Metazoa; Chordata; Actinopteri; Gadiformes; Gadidae
Gene: ubtd2
Product: ubiquitin domain containing 2
Exons: 3
Coding region: 492-1226 (244 amino acids)
Molecular function (GO): protein binding
Source: RefSeq, a predicted model, not a curated record